This is a messenger RNA of Alternaria conjuncta, 1194 nucleotides long. RefSeq lists its product as uncharacterized. Bases 1 to 1194 code for a protein of 397 amino acids. The record is from RefSeq and is a predicted model, not a curated record. NCBI's taxonomy places the organism in Eukaryota, Fungi, Ascomycota, Dothideomycetes, Pleosporales, Pleosporaceae. The transcript is spliced from 2 exons.
AUGGCCUUUAAGCGCACCCCCAACGACCGCACCCUCAACUCCCGCGUCUCCAAACCCCACAUCACCUACCUAAACGUCCAUCUCAACCACGAGCCACACACAGCAGUACGAACGACAAAGAAGCGCGACCAGAUGCUUCGCCGAAUAGACAUCCUACCCCCUCGUCUUACCAGCCCAAGCUCGAUGCACAAACCCUUCGACACUCGCUUCGCGCGACAUAAGUCCACAUGGCGGUCCAUAGCGCAUGGCUUUGUGGAGCAGCAACAAGCACGGUUGAGAGAGGCGGAGGGAGACGAGAUGGAGUGCGGAUACGAUACUAUGGACCAACUGGCCGCGUUCGAGACGAGCGGUGGGGUGUUUGGUAGUCCGCCUGCUUCGGCCGCGUCGUCACCAUCGUCGUCAUCUCCAAGUAGCGAUAACUCUGGAAGUUCGGCAACAUCUUGGAGCACCGCGUCGACCUUCAGUGCGAACAACAGCGAUAUGUCCUCUCCUGAGGUCGACAUGAUCGACGCUUCCGACGAGUAUGAAAGCCAUGUCGCCGCCGCGCCCACAGUUACCACUGCCCCCAUACCCGCACCACCAUCCUCGCAGCCGCCACAGCCCGUGACCACGGCGUCCAUCGCCGCGGUCAACCCAUCCCAAUUCUCAAGCUUAGGCUACUUACCAUCUAAACCCUUACCAACCGAAAAGGCGGCCGCCAAACCGCGCUCAAAAGCCCCCUCUCUACCCCCCAAAUCCGCAUCCAAACCCGACGUCGAACUAGGCAUGGGCUCUUUCUCCGCCUCAAAAAUCACCUCCUCCUCUACCCUUGUCUCCGCUUUCGCCAACCCCCAUUUCAAGCAAUUUUUCGCGGACGAGAUGAAAGCGCUACAAACCUGCCUUGAGAAGAAGAAGAAAGGGAUUCGUGGUUCUGAUCUCGUCUAUCUUAAUAGGUCGCUGAAAUGGGUUAUUGAUGCGGCGGAGGCAAAGUGGUUUAAUCCCGACAUUGACUUUGAGAGCGAUGAUGUGGCGGAUUGGAGGGGGAAGUUGAAUGUUUUUAUGGAGGUUUUGGGGGGUGUUGUUGGAGAGGGUGGGGGAGAUGGAAAAGGGGAUGGGGUUGCGAAGGAUACGAAGGAGAGGAUUGAGAAGGUUUUUGAGUUGUUUGCUGAUGAGGAGGGGGUGAAUGGGGGGUUUGGGGAGGAGGCGGGACUUUGA